AUGGAUUUCAGUCAGUGGGGUAAUCCCAGCAAAGAAUGGCUUGCCUUCGCAGCGGCAAACCCGGCACUUCUGGCACGGAGCGACGACCAUCUUCCGCCGCUGGUUUUGCAACAGAAGACAAACCAUUCGCGUACUACCAUCGCCAAGACGCUCGUCGCUACCACAGGUCUAGGUAAUCUCGUGACCACAGAGGAUUACGUCGUGUCGACUCGGGAUGGGAAGUCUAUCACCGUGCGGAGUUAUCGGCCGAUCUUGUUAGGAUCAAAGCCGCUUCCCGGCUACGUGUUUUUCCACGGCGGAGGUUACUUCUUCGGCGCAUUGGACACGGAGCUCUUCAACUGCUCAUGGUUGGCGCACGCAUUAUCUAUGACCGUCGUACACGUCUGCUAUCGUCACACGCCGCACGUGAGCGGCUUGACACCAUGGCACGAUGCCCUCGACGGCUUUGAGUGGGUAGCUACGCAUACGGAGAAGCUCGGCGUCGAUUCGUCCCAUAUCGUCGUAGGUGGCAUCUCCGCAGGUGGUUCGCUCACGGCGUGCGUAGUGCAGAACGAGGUGCGGCGGGCACGCGAAACCGGCACGCCUUGCCGCGUCCACGGUCAGGUCUUAGGAAUUCCAAACUUAGUCAACGUGAAUGCGUUUCCUUACCACCUCUUCGCCGACAAGGAGAAGACAUCCCCCGAGCAGUGCGCAGAUGCUGCCGUAAUUCCGAGGCAGCGUAUGAAACUCUUCACCGACAUGCUGGGUAGCGAAGUCGAUCCGUCUGAUCCGACGUGGAGUCCGGCGCUUGUCGACGAAGAGGACUUGCGAGGCACGCCGCACACGGCUGUUUUGGUUGCCGGCUGGGAUCCAAUCCGAGACGAAGGGCUAUGGUACGCCCAGAAGUUGAAGAAUGCUGGGGUCCGGACAAAAGUUCAUAUCUUCCCAGGUCUCCCCCAUGCCUUCUAUGCCUUUGUAGGUUUGCCCUCGCAUAGACACUGGAACGAAACCAUGCUCGAUUCCUUACGGUGGGCGGUUGCUGAGGAAGACGGCUGGAUCGUCGAGGAACCUCCUGUGAUGUCACCACUCAUGGAAAAGGCCUUGUCAAUCGGGGCCCCGGUAGACCCAACAACUCCCGGUGCUACUCCUGCAGAUAUGGCAAAGUCGGGAAAUCUCCUCCGAGGAGAAUAA
This is a messenger RNA of Daldinia childiae, 1170 nucleotides long. RefSeq names its product AB hydrolase superfamily protein B1A11.02. The transcript is spliced from 2 exons. NCBI's taxonomy places the organism in Eukaryota, Fungi, Ascomycota, Sordariomycetes, Xylariales, Hypoxylaceae. The coding region runs from base 1 to 1170 and encodes 389 amino acids. The record is from RefSeq and is a predicted model, not a curated record. Gene Ontology annotation, molecular function: hydrolase activity.